GCCGGGCCGGGUGCUUCUCCUGUGGCUUGGAAAAAGCUAGAGUGAGCUGUACCCUUGACGCGCGGAGCGGCUGACGCAGUCAUGGCCGACUUCUGGAAGUCUCAACCAAAGAAAUUCUGUGAUUACUGCAAGUGCUGGAUAGCAGAUAAUAGGCCUAGUGUUGAAUUUCGUGAAAGGGGGAAGAAUCAUAAGGAAAAUGUGGCAAAGAGGAUCAGUGAGAUUAAACAGAAAAGCCUGGACAAGGCAAAAGAAGAAGAAAAGGCAUCAAAGGAGUUUGCUGCAAUGGAAGCAGCUGCCCUGAAAGCAUAUCAAGAGGAUUUGAAAAGGCUUGGUUUAGAGUCAGAAAUCUCAGAGCCAAGUAUAUCACUAGUACCCAGCAUUACCCCACCUCUCUUUGCAUCAAAUCAACAGAAAGAGAAGAAGAAGAAGAAAAAGAAGAAGAAAGAUCCUUCAGAGGGUAGAGGGGUAGAAGGCAGAACCUCUGCGGGUUACCCUUACUGUUAUGAGCUUAUCACAGGAGCAUCUCAGUGGGAGAAACCUGAUGGAUUUCAAGGAAACUUAAAAAAGAUGAAGGCCAUUUGGGUAGAAGGUUUAAGUGAAGACGGUUAUAACUAUUAUUAUAAUACAGAAACAGGAGAGUCCAAAUGGGAAAAACCAGAUGAUUUCAUUCCACACACUGGCAGUUUGCUUUCUAGUAAGGCUAAUGAAAAGUCACUUGGUACAGUAGAAGAAUCUGAGUCAUCACAUAGUGAAUCUGAUGGAGAACAAGAAGCAAAAGGAGAAGUCUCUACAGAAACAAAACAGCCAAAAAUAAAUUUUAAGGGAAAAGUAAAAAUAGCAAUGAAGGAACUGUUCCAAAAAUAGAAAGAAAAAAGUGUCCCAAAACAGACUUCAUCAGGCCUAAAUGAAGAAAAAUCCAAAACUUUGAAAAAAUCAAACCCAUAUGGAGAAUGGCAAGAAAUUAAGCAAGAAGUUGAGAAUGACGAGGAGGUAGAUUUGGAACUUCCAAGCACUGGAAAUGAGUCUGUAUCACCUUCUGAGGCUGAUGCUGUGGAACCCAAAGUGGUAUUUAAGGAAAAAACAGUCACUUCGCUCUGAGUUGUGGCAGAUGGAGUGGCGCCAAUCUUCAAAAAGAGAAAAAUGGAAAAUGGAAAAUCUAGAAAUUUAAGGCAACGAGGUGAUGAUCAGUAAUGCAAAAGAUCUUUUUAUACAUGCAUUUUGGCCAUCAUGGAGACUUAUACCACCUAAAGGUUCUCUUCAUUUCUUUUGACUACUUUGAUGAUGAAAAUUUAGAUUUAUUCUAAUUGUAUUUCAUGUAAAUUAAAAUAAAUCUUUUUCAUGUGGAAUUUAUUUUUAUUCCUGAAAUGGAAGCCUACCACAUUGCAUUGUAAUACAGUGUAUUAUGUUCAUUGUCUAAAAAUUGCUAAUUAUGUCAUAAUUUAAGAUGCUAUGUGUCUGUUAUUUAAAAUGUGGAGGGGGCCAGGAAUUUAGCUCAGUGAUGCCGCUGCCUGCCUUGCAAGCACAAGGACCCAAAUUCGAU
Fukomys damarensis (Damara mole-rat) is the source of this 1540-nucleotide messenger RNA. RefSeq names its product WW domain-binding protein 4-like. The record is from RefSeq and is a predicted model, not a curated record. Gene Ontology annotation, molecular function: protein binding; zinc ion binding; RNA binding. Gene Ontology annotation, biological process: mRNA splicing, via spliceosome. Lineage: Eukaryota; Metazoa; Chordata; Mammalia; Rodentia; Bathyergidae. Gene Ontology annotation, cellular component: precatalytic spliceosome; nucleus.